Pyrus x bretschneideri (Chinese white pear) is the source of this 2494-nucleotide messenger RNA. Its product is annotated as subtilisin-like protease 3. Lineage: Eukaryota; Viridiplantae; Streptophyta; Magnoliopsida; Rosales; Rosaceae. Gene Ontology annotation, biological process: proteolysis. The transcript has a single exon. Bases 1 to 2265 code for a protein of 754 amino acids. Gene Ontology annotation, molecular function: serine-type endopeptidase activity. The record is from RefSeq and is a predicted model, not a curated record.
AUGGAGAACAGAAAGUGUCAAGUGCUGCUGCAGAUUGUAUGUCUGCUCGGCUUAAUUUUCCUGUUUUGUUUAUCGGUAGCAGCAGCUGCUGAUACUCAAACUUACGUUGUUUGGGUGAAAAAGCCAGUCCAAGGUGAGUUAUUUUCAAAAUCUCAUCAAGAUUUGGAGAGUUGGUACCAGACUUUUUUGCCCGAAACAGUUGCAGACUCCAACGAGGUGACGAAGCCACGAAUGGUUCAUACAUACCGCAAUGUGGCCACAGGAUUUGCAGCAAAACUGACCGCAGAGGAAGUAAGAGCGAUGGAGAACAAAGAAGGGUUUGUGUCUGCUCGUCCAGAGAGGAUUCUGCCUUUGCACACUACUCACAGUCCUAACUUCUUGGGAUUGCAGCAAGGAUUGGGAGCCUGGAAAGGAGCAAACUACGGUGCAGGUGUGAUCAUUGGAGUGUUGGAUACUGGGAUUGGACCUGAUCAUCCUUCGUUUAGCGACGAAGGAGUACCACCUCCUCCAGCUAAAUGGAAAGGCAAGUGCGACUUCAAUGGACCGGUGUGCAAUAACAAGCUUAUCGGUGCACGAAACUUCCAAAGCGGACAAUCUACUGGAGGCCCUCCAGUUGACGAUGAAGGCCAUGGCACCCACACAUCCAGCACAGCUGCAGGAAAUUUUGUGAAAGGUGCCAAUGCGUUUGGAAUGGCCAAUGGCACAGCAGUUGGUAUGGCACCUUAUGCUCAUGUCGCAAUGUACAAGGUCUGUGGUGAGGCGGGUUGUUCUGAUGCAGACAUUUUAGCUGCUAUGGAUACUGCUGUUGAAGAUGGCGUUGAUGUCCUCUCGCUCUCACUUGGCGGUGCUUCAUUUCCCUUCUAUGAUGAUGCAAUUGCAAUCGGUGCAUUCACAGCAAUUCAAAAGGGAAUUUUUGUCAGCUGUGCAGCAGGAAAUUCUGGUCCUGACUACGAGUCUUUAUCCAAUGAGGCCCCAUGGAUACUCACAGUUGGAGCAAGCACCAUUGACAGAAGCAUAAGAGCAACAGCGCUCCUUGGAAAUCACGGAGAAUUUGAUGGCGUAUCUUUGAACCAGCCUAAAGAUUUUAAUUCAACAUUGUUGCCUCUUGUUUAUCCAGGUGCGAAUGGCGACCAGUCAUUAUCUUUAUGUGCUCCAGGGUCCCUUGGAAAUGUUGAAGGGAAAAUAGUGUUGUGCGAGGGAGAAAGAGGAAGAGUUGCCAAAGGGGAAGAAGUGAAAAGAGCUGGUGGUGCUGCCAUGAUUUUGGCGAACCUAGAGGAUGGUGGCUACACCGUCUUAGCUGACGCUCAUGUUCUUCCUGCGACACAUGUGAGUUAUGCUGCAGGGUUGAUGAUCAAAGCCUACAUAAACUCAACUGCAACACCUCAAGCCACAAUCUUGUUCAAAGGCACUGUCAUUGGAGAUCCUCUAGCUCCCCAAGUCGCUUUCUUUUCAUCAAGGGGACCAAGCAUUGCAAGCCCUGGAAUUUUGAAGCCUGACAUCAUUGGACCUGGUGUUAGCAUCCUUGCGGCAUGGCCCGUUUCUGUGGACAAUGCCACACUUCCCAAUCCUAAGGCAACAUUUAACAUGGUUUCAGGUACUUCGAUGUCAUGCCCUCACUUAAGUGGCAUUGCAGCCUUGCUCAAGAGUUCCCACCCAGACUGGUCACCGGCUGCCAUUAAGUCUGCAAUCAUGACAACGGCAGAAGUAAAUAACCUUGGAGGACAGCCCAUAGUUGAUGAAACACUUAAACCAGCAGACAUCUUUGCCACUGGUGCAGGCCAUGUUAACCCUUCAAACGCAAUUGACCCGGGGCUCAUCUAUGACAUAAAUCCAGCGGAGUACAUUCCUUAUAUGUGCGGUUUGAAUUACACAAAUGAACAGAUACAGGUUGUCACCCAACAAACAGUGAACUGCUCCGAAGUGGGAACCAUCCCAGAAGCACAGCUAAACUAUCCUUCAUUUUCUAUUAUAAUAGGGUCAUCUGAUGAGUCUAAGUCUCAGGACUAUACAAGGACGGUGAAGAAUGUUGGGCCGGCUAGCUCAACCUACAAGCUGGAUCUUAAUGUGCCACAUAAAAUGGGCAUGAGUGUGAAUCCUGAGGUGCUAACAUUCACAGAGGUUAACCAGGAGAUUACAUUCAGUGUGGAGUUUAUUGCGGAAGACGGGGCUGGGAAGGAUGGUGUACUGUUUGAUCGGGGGUAUCUGAGAUGGAUUUCUGAUAAGCACUCUGUUACUAGCCCCAUCUCUGUGAUCUUUGACACAUAGGAAAAGAUAUCACAAGAAUGCAGAGAACGAUAGAAGGAAUUGAACGCAAAAAAUAAGUGCUACUCCAGUGGUGCCAUUUUAGUCAUUCAAGAUUUGACGUUUAAUUUACAACCCUUUGUAUCAUUGCCUACAUACUGUUUGAGCAAUAAUUGAAAUUGAUAAAAGAAGUAAAUGGACUCACAGAUUGCUUGCAGUUGUAUCAGCUGACGGACAAGAGUUCUUCGGUGUU